CGGAAAGGCCCCAAAAAAACCGUCAGCUCCCUUUCAACAGAGGGAAUGACACAGAGACCCGGCCAGCGUGGGUCGUGAUGGGAGCUUGAGCAGCUUGAGGCGCGAUGAAAAAAAGCCGCAAAGAGGUCGGCUAUGCGGAGCCAAAGGCGCAGCCAAAGACGCAGCCAAAGGCGGAGCCAAAGGCUCUUAGCGCAUCCGCGAGACGCGCCCAUGAGCAGCAGAACGUCUUGCGUCUCACCACAGAGGGUCCCAGCAACGUCGACAGCAAGGACUUCUGUGGUGCCUUUGCAGCCCUGGGCUUGGACAACUCCUGGGACUUGAAAGCCUUUAAGAAAGGCUUCAAAAUUGACAUCAAAGAACUCAGUGAUGAGCAAGUGGUGUUUGACAUGCUUGGCAUUGACCCUCCCUUGGUGAAUGCGUUCAGGCGCAUCCUCAUUGCAGAGGUGCCCACGGU
This is a messenger RNA of Cladocopium goreaui, 454 nucleotides long. The record is from the annotation of a GenBank genome assembly. NCBI's taxonomy places the organism in Eukaryota, Dinophyceae, Suessiales, Symbiodiniaceae.